Molecule: messenger RNA, 877 nt
Organism: Lates calcarifer (barramundi perch)
Lineage: Eukaryota; Metazoa; Chordata; Actinopteri; Centropomidae
Exons: 4
Coding region: 264-701 (145 amino acids)
Molecular function (GO): cysteine-type endopeptidase inhibitor activity
Source: RefSeq, a predicted model, not a curated record
GUUCACUAACGCUACCCUGUCCCUCCCUCCCUUUCUCACUCUCAUUAUUGCUCUCGGUCUGGCUCACUUUUGCUCCAGCAUUCACCAGGUGAAGUCCUACUACUCCAGGAAACACUGUUGGACACCUGUAACUUGGUUGGCAACCGGUUCAGCUCAUCAAGUAAAGUCCUCUCCUUCUGAUAUCAUUUCCUGGAAAUCCAUCUUCCACAAGACUUUCCCUUGAGAAGAGCACGGCACAGUUUGGUGGUGGUCAGCAAGUAAAGAUGUCUCUCCCGUUGUCAGUGCUGAUAUGUCUGUCAGUUGUCCAGCUGUGUUUGGGAGAUCAGCCCGUGGAGGAAAUCAUCAAAACAAGAAAUGUGCCUCUUUUGGGAGGCUGGUCUGACAGGAAUCCAGAGUCAGCUGAGAUUCAGAAUGCAGCUAAGCAUGCUGUAAAGGCAUACAACACAGACUCCAACGGCAAGCGGAUGUUCAGACUGGUCUCAAUCACUUCUGCCGAGAGUCAGGUGACCAACGUGAUCAACUUUAAGAUUGAUGCAGUCCUGGGAAAAACUAAGUGUCUCAAGUCUGAAAACCAUGCCUUGAACAGCUGCAGUCUUGCAAAAAAGAAACUGAAGUGCCACUUUGUUGUGGCGUUUGAUCCCCGCCACGACACAUAUAAUGUGAAGAGACACAAGUGCAUGAAAAUUAAGGAGACGGUUUAACUUUUUAACUGACUGACCAUGUUUAUAGUUUUGCUCUUUAGCUUUGACUAACUUCUUGCUUUGACACAGUGCUGAUGUGUUGAAAUGUUUUCCAGCUCAGUUAAAGUGGUGGAUGUGAGGGUUGGUAGGUUAACAAUUUAUAAAAAUGGCCUUAAUAAAGUUAGUUUUAAAAAGUG